This is a messenger RNA of Jatropha curcas, 1629 nucleotides long. The record is from RefSeq and is a predicted model, not a curated record. Lineage: Eukaryota; Viridiplantae; Streptophyta; Magnoliopsida; Malpighiales; Euphorbiaceae.
AUGCAAACUUGUGACAGAUGCAACGAACCACACGGAGUAGGAGAAUGGAUGUUAGAUCCUGCAAAUCCACAAACUUUGGAGCAAGUAAACUAUGUGAUGAAUCAACAAAGGAGGAAUUACCCAUAUUCAAAUCCUUACGAUAACAGGUUGAGAAAUCAUCCAAAUCUUUCAUAUGGUAAUUCUAAUAAUACUUUAAAUGCACCACCAGGUUUCUUACCUCCGGAGAAAAAGUCCCAUGAUGACCUCCUUACCGCCCUCUCAAAAUCGCACAUGGAUUUCAUGAACGAAACAAGAGAACACAACAAAAUCCAACAAGCUGCGAUAAGGAACCUGGAAAUCCAAAUGGGACAAUUUGCAAACAUGAUGGCAGCUAGACCUCAAGGUACGUUACCUAGUAACACAGAGAAAAACCCUAAAGAGCAGGUACAAGCCAUUACUUUAAGGAGUGGUAGAGAAUUGGAGGACAAACCCGCCAUCACCUUGAGGAGUGGAAGAGAGUUGGAGGACAACUCCAGAAAAGAGAAGAAGAAGGAGAAGGAAGAGGAGAAAAAGGCUCCUAUUAUCGAUCUAGUAGAGAAGGAAGAGGUAAAACCUUAUAUUCCACCCAUUCCAUUUCCACAAAGAUUAAAAAAGACGCAAGAUGAUCAAAGCUUCAUGAAAUUCCUAGACGUCUUCAAGAAGCUUCAAAUAAACAUCCCCUUUGCUGAAGCGCUUGCUCAAAUGCCUAGUUAUGCAAAAUUCUUAAAAGAAAUCUUGAGCAAAAAAAGAAAGAUUGAUGAUCAAGGAAUGGUAAAACUGACUGAAGAAUGCAGCGCAAUCAUUCAAAACAAAUUGCCACCAAAGCUUAAGGAUCUAGGGAGUUUUUCCAUCCCUUGUAAUAUUGGCAAUCUAAAUUUUGAAAAAGCUUUAGCUGACUUAGGGGCUAGCAUAAAUCUGAUGUCUUAUGAAGUUUUUAAAAUGCUAGGUAUGGGGGAGCUCAAGCCAACAAGGAUGUCUCUACAAUUAGCCGAUCGAUUGAUCAAAUAUCCCAAAGGAAUUAUAGAAGACGUACUAGUCAAGAUAGGAAAAUUUAUUUUCCCAAUUGAUUUUGUCAUCCUUGAUAUUGAUGAAGGAAGAGAGGGAUCAUUGAUCCUUGGAAGACCUUUUCUUGCAACUGCAAGAGCUCUAAUUGACGUACAUGAUGGGAAACUGACAUUGAGAGUUGGUCAAGAAGAAGUUGUUUUCGAUGUGUUAAAAUCUUGUAAACUACCUAUGGACUGCGAUGAUUGCUUUAGAAUAGAUGUAAUAGAUACAUGUGUAGAGAAAACUUUGUAUAGUGUAGAAAAUAAUAAUACAGAAGAAAAAGAAGACACACCUAAACAAGAACUGAAGCAGCUUCCUCCUCAUUUGAAGCAUGCAUUUCUAGGUGUGAACAACUCUUUUCCUGUUAUUAUUUCCUCUCACUUAACGCUUGAUCAAGAGGAAGGGUUGUUGCAGGUUCUUCGAAAGCACAAGAAAGCAAUAGGGGGUGGUCGAUUAUCUGAUCUUACAAGAAUCAGACCCGAGGUUAUGCAUGCAUUAAGAUCCAAUGGAAGACAAUAUAAGCCCUCAAAUCGAGCAUUACAGACGAUUGAAAUCCAAAACCUAUGA